GUGGAUGUACCAGACUUAACUAUUCAACCCGAACUGCCCCAGCUGCCCCUCCAAAGAUAAUUUAGUUCAGAUGUUCCAGCUUCAAAAUGGGUCUCAGGUCCAAGACAGCUUCUUUUCCUUAACUUACAUCUCCUUUCAUUUCAUUUUUGGGGGUAUUCUGUAUACCUGGCCUUGCUAUCGAAACAUACUACCUUAAUAUCAUCAUUAUCAAUUAAUUAAACACCUACAGGAGCUUGACUGAGCUUGAAUGUAGUUAUUGAAUUAUUUUCGUUUCUUUUCUUCUUCUUAGUCUUACUACCUAGUAACCUACCUACCUGCAUGAUACCUAUUUACGCCGAGCACGUACUAUCCUCCUUUGACAUCAUACCAAACUCCUAGCGCAUUAAAUCCGGUCGAGUAUCACAAGCACCAAGCACGACGCACCUAAAGCUGAAGAGGGGGUUACUGGUACAGCUGGUACUUCGCCAAAAUACCGAGCAACUUCCAAGACGGGACCAAGCAAAACGUCACCCACGUUUGCACUUUCCCGCUCUUGUCCCUUGAAUUCGCCCUCCCUAAUUAUAAUUUAAUCCUUCUUAGCCUACUUACUCCGAAUCUCCUCCUCUUCCACCAUGGUCCGUAUUAUACCUCAAAGACUAAAAACCAAAACCACAAACUCUACCGCCAAUUCUACCACCAAUAGUCGCAGCAGCAGUCCCAUGCCGCCAAAAACCGAUACCAAUGUCUCGGAGGGUCGAAAGGAUACGGGCUUGGUCCUAAAGAUAGUUGUGCUUCGAGCGAGAAACCUAGCAGCAAAAGAUCGCGGGGGCACAUCCGAUCCGUAUCUCCAACUAACAUGCGGUGAAACCAAAUUCGUCACUCAUCAUGUCCCGAAAACGCUGAACCCGGAAUGGAACGUUGCCUGCACCGUCCCUGUCACUGGUACCGACAACUUACUUCUUGAUUGUAUCUGUUGGGACAAGGAUAGGUUUGGUAAGGACUACCUCGGCGAGUUCGAGUUGGCUCUCGAGGAGAUCUUCUCCAACGAAAAGACCGAACAGGAGCCAAAAUGGUAUCCCCUCAAGAGCAAGAAACGAGGAAAGAAGUCGAACAAUGUGUCCGGGGAGGUUCUGCUUCAGUGCACGAUAUUUGAUUCCACUAACAAGGAUGCGACGGAUCUUCAAAUCUUGGAAAAGCUUCGUUCGCUUGCCACCACUCUACCCGAAACCUCAUCCCGCAAUCCCACUCCCAAUAGGACACCGACACUUGGCCCGACCUCUACACCCAGGUUAGAAUCAAACUCAUCGACCCAGUCGAGCAGAACCUCCCCGGAGGGAUCUCAGGAUGACGAGGACGAUGACGACGUUCUGGAUGAGGAUGAAGAUGGAGAUCCGAACAAACCCGAGAACAUAGAGAAGAGGAAGAGGAAGCUUAGGAUCAAGGGCUUGAAGCGUAAAAAGAGACAAAACCCUUACGAGUUUAUCAACGGAGGCAGUGACGUAGUUGGACUUAUCUUCCUCGAAAUCUGCAACAUUAACGAUCUUCCUCCCGAAUCUAACUUCACGAAAACUAGCUUCGAUAUGGAUCCUUUCGUUGUUGCGUCCCUAGGGAAAAAGACAUAUCGUACCCGAGUCGUUCGUCAUAAUCUAAACCCGGUAUUCAAUGAGAAGAUGCUCUUCCAUGUCCUGGGUCGCGAGCGGACAUAUUCCUUUUCUUUCACGGUCAUAGAUCGCGACAAGAUCUCGGGGAACGACUUCAUUGCUUCUACCUCGUUCCCUGUGCAGGAAUUGAUCGACAGGAGUCCUAAAGCCAAUCCUGAGACUGGCCUAUAUGAUUUGAAGGAACCUGCCGAGUACGUUCGGGAAAAGAAAUCACGGCUCGCAAGGUUAGGCAUGUCGAGAUCAUCUUCUACUCAGAGUUUGUCCAAGGGCCGUCCCGUGUUGCCAAAGAACUCUAGUGCGAUUUCAGCAUUGUCUACGGCCGAAGGACAAGUGGAUAUGAAGGCUGCCCCUACGUCCGCCCCGAACUCCGCGUCACUGACGCCUGAUCAAGUGGCCAGCGUGAACAAUGGCAACGGAAAUUCCAACGGUAACAGCAACGGCAACGGCAACAACGAGAACAAUGACUAUGCCGACGAUCCCGAUUUUAACGUGUUCACAAUUCCAUUGAAGAUGAAGAAUUUGGAAAAAUGGGAAGCCAAACAUAGCCCAAUGUUGACUUUCCGCGCCAAAUAUGUUCCGUAUACCGCCCUAAGGCAACAGUUCUGGCGCGCAAUGUUGCGACAAUAUGAUGCAGAUGAAAGUGGCGAGAUUAGCAAGGUUGAGUUAACCACUAUGCUCGAUACACUUGGUUCUACUCUGCAUGAGUCUACCAUCGAUAGUUUCUUCCAAAGAUUCCCGCACGAGGCGUCAAACGGCGAGCAGGAGAUUACUAUGGAUGAAGCCGUCAUCUGCCUAGAGGAUCAGUUAGAAGCUAAGAACAAACCGCCUCUAGUGACCGACAGGUUGAAGAAUCUAGUACCUGAUACAGAUAAGGUGAAGAAUCUCCUAACUACGUCAAGUCAAAGCAGCAGUGUCACGCCUUCAGAGGAAGGGACCUUCAUUCUUAGUUCAGAAGACUCAAGCGCUCAGGGGACCCCGUCAGCGACUCCAACUAUCGCGGUCCCUGAUCUUAGUACACCUGGAGAGGAAGGUGAAGCGUUGGAAAAGGACGACCUCAACACCGAACGCGGCGAGGAACAUGUGGUUGAAAUUCGAGAAUGUCCAAUCUGCCACCAGCCUCGGCUCAACAAGCGGAAAGAUGCAGACAUCAUCACUCACAUCGCUACAUGUGCUAGCCAGGACUGGCGCCAGGUUAAUUCACUGAUGAUGGGCGGGUUCGUUACAGCAAGCCAAGCGCAAAGGAAGUGGUAUUCGAAAGUCAUGACGAAGAUCUCAUACGGUGGUUAUAAGCUUGGCGCCAACUCGGCCAAUAUCCUCGUGCAGGAUCGUCUAACUGGUCAGAUCAACGAAGAAAAGAUGAGUGUCUAUGUGCGGCUAGGAAUUCGGUUGCUGUACAAGGGCUUGAAGUCGAAGGAUAUGGAGAACAAGCGGAUUCGCAAGCUGCUGAAGAGUUUGAGCAUCAAGCAGGGCAAGAAAUACGAUGACCCCGCAUCGAAAUCUCAGAUCUUACCAUUCAUCGAUUUCCACCAGUUGGAUAUGUCCGAAGUCCUUCGGCCCGUUGAGGAAUUUAAGAACUUCAACGAAUUCUUCUAUCGUGCGCUCAAGCCGAAUGCUCGGCCGUGCUCGGCCCCGGAUAAUCCUCACAUCAUCGUGUCACCCGCGGACUGUCGGUCUGUUGUCUUCAACACUAUCGAUUCAGCAACUAGCAUUUGGAUCAAAGGCCGUGAGUUUUCCGUUAAGCGGCUGCUUGGCGACGCAUAUCCCGAAGAUGCCAAGCGUUACGACAAUGGCGGACUGGGUAUCUUCCGUUUAGCCCCCCAGGAUUAUCACCGGUUUCAUAUCCCCGUCGACGGUAUACUACGCGAGCCAAAGCUCAUUGCGGGCGAGUAUUACACUGUCAACCCAAUGGCUAUCCGAUCGGCGUUAGAUGUAUAUGGGGAAAAUGUCCGUGUCCUCUGCCCUAUCGAUACUGAACUAUUCGGUCGGGUAAUGGUGAUCUGCGUUGGUGCCAUGAUGGUUGGUAGCACAGUAAUCACUCGAAAGGAGGGAGAGCAAGUGAAACGAGCCGAGGAGCUUGGGUACUUCAAAUUUGGAGGCAGCACCAUCGUCACAUUGUUUGAACCUGGAAAGAUGGUUUUCGACGCUGACCUGGUCGACAACUCGACCAGUGCGCUGGAAACACUGAUCCGAGCGGGCAUGUCGGUCGGUCAUUCCCCGCAGGUGCCACAAUUUGCGCCAGAUAUGCGCAAGGAUGAGAAAGAUGUCACAGAGGCGGAAAAGGCGGAAGCUCACCGUCGCAUCCGUGGUGGCGUCGAGACCGCAGAUGAGGGGAACCUGCACUAAUGAGAAACUGGUGGCGGGGUCAAGAGAUACAUUCAUGAAUUGCAUUCUAACGGCGUUGUACCAUUGAAAGCGACGACUUUUCAAGGAGAAUAGGAUUCUUGACGAGGUGGAUAGAUGAGGUUUUUCAAGCAUAAGACCAGGAAGUCAAUUGCAUCUCUAUCAACACGAUAGAUAUAGUUAUCAAACUAGGGAUCUAGGUGAGCAGGCGGUAUUAGUGUUUUGACCUUCUUUGACAUGGGAGAGGGGU
This is a messenger RNA of Annulohypoxylon truncatum, 4230 nucleotides long. RefSeq names its product phosphatidylserine decarboxylase-domain-containing protein. The coding region runs from base 612 to 3983 and encodes 1123 amino acids. Gene Ontology annotation, molecular function: phosphatidylserine decarboxylase activity; calcium ion binding. The record is from RefSeq and is a predicted model, not a curated record. The transcript has 5 exons. Gene Ontology annotation, biological process: phospholipid biosynthetic process. Lineage: Eukaryota; Fungi; Ascomycota; Sordariomycetes; Xylariales; Hypoxylaceae.